Messenger RNA from Corylus avellana, 1605 nucleotides. Lineage: Eukaryota; Viridiplantae; Streptophyta; Magnoliopsida; Fagales; Betulaceae. The record is from RefSeq and is a predicted model, not a curated record.
AUGAGCAUCAUCGAAGAUUUGCUAAGGAAGGGAUAUUAUUAUGAUGCAGAGGUGUACGCAACAUGGUUGGGGGAAGGUGAGGAAGCUGUUUGUAGGACGUGCCGGAAACCGAUAUUGGGUGCCACUUUUACACUCGAGAGUACAGAUGAGAUGUACUUUCACAUAUCAUGCCUCAAUAAUGUACCCACAAAUCACAAAGCCCUUUUGUUACACUUCGGCCUGCGGAAUCAUGAUCCCUUCAUCUUCACAGAAGAAGUGAAAAAUGAUGGCAAGGAGGACGUUAACCUUGUUUGCUUCGGCUGUGAGAAGCCAGUAUCUGGUGCCGGAUACAAAUGCUCCACCUCCGAUUGCAAUUUACUCCUCCAUAAAUCAUGCCUUGAGCUGCCUCCCCAAAUACAACAACACCCCUUCCACCACUCAAACCACACCCUUUAUCUUGUCGAGCCACAGGAAAAACUUUGUAAUGCUUGCGGUAAAAACUGCAAUGCAUACCCCUUUUACCAAUGCAGUGAGUGCGAUUUCAAUCUUGAUUUCACAUGUGCUACCCGCUCGCAAAUUAAUUACACUGAUUGCCAACACACAUUCAUCUCCUUAUUUCAACAAAUCCAAUUUACUUGUCAUGCUUGUGGUGAGGAAGGCAAAGAGUUCGCCUCACAAUGUAGCAUUUGCCAACUCUUGAUCCAUAGCAAAUGUACUGGAUUUUCACGCAUUAUUCAAAUUACAAGCCAUGAUCACUCCCUUACUCUCACAUAUUCUCUUCAUCAAGUCAAAGAGCACAACCGUCUUUUUUGUAAACUCUGCUAUCAAAAGGUGAAGGCUGAAUAUGCAGCUUAUUUUUGUCAGGAAUGCAGUUAUGUGGUCCACUUAGCCUGUGCAUUUAAAUAUAAAAAAGCUGUACAUUUUACGUGGUUGCCUGAAGAAUCUGUUGAUUUAGCAACUACUGUUAAGGAGGUUGAAGGGGUUCAGGAGAUGCGACAUUUUGGCCAUCAACAUGAUUUAAUUCUUAGCAACGAGGAGCUCACGAAGGAUGAGCUAUGUGAUGGUUGUAUGGAAUUAAUCUCCACCCCAUUUUACAGUUGUACACAAUGCAAUUUCUUUCUCCACGGUAGAUGUGCUCAACUACCAAGAAAAAAGCAACACCUACUUCACCAACACCAGCUCACCCUCUCACAAGGACCCUCCUUUGGUAAAUUGUUCUGUUGUGAUGCUUGUGAACGUCUCAAUGGUGGAUUCACCUAUAGAUGUGACGCGUGUCGUUUCAACCUUGACCUUCAAUGUUGUUCAAUUCCGGAAACUCUGAGACACAAAGGUCACGAACACUCCCUCUUCCUUGCUAUUAAUUCUAAUAGAAAAUGUCAUGCGCAGCUGGAGGAUCUGGCCAACAAAGAUGCUAAUUUUGUGCCUGUUGUCUCCCCUGAUGGGAAUGAAGAUUUUGGUUCAAGUGAGCAGCAGCAUCCCACCAGUGUGCCUCUUGUCUCCUCUGAACCCAAUGAAGAUGUUGGUUCAAGUGAGCAGCAGCAUCCGAGUCAAUCCGGACCUGCAGCCCCCUUCCCUAUCAGACGCAUAGAUUUUGGACCAUUUGCUCCUUCAGCUUUCAAAAAGUAG